UUAAGUUUGCGAACGACAUCGAACCAAAGAACAACAAAUAAAAUAAAAUGAAGACACAUUACCUGCUUUUUGUUUGUGCUUUGAUCGUUGGAACCUAUGCCAAAGUCCCUGACUACCUUCAACCGUUCAUAUGCAAAGCUUCAGAUCCUCAAUACGAAAAAUGCGUGUGGAACAGUUUCGAAAAAUCGAGACCCUAUUUGAUGAAAGGUAUUCCUGAAGUCAGUUUGCCACCAAUGGACCCUUUUAUUCUUCCAUUAAUGACCGUGAAUAGGACUUUGAAUGAUGUUGUAAGCAUCAACGCUAUUUGCAGGAAUAUUAGAGUUGAAGGGGCAAGAAAUAUUGUUAUUGAUGCAUUAAAGGCUAAUCCUAUCAAGCAUUUGGGAGAAAUACAUCUUACCCUGCCAUGGAGCUAUAUGGAAAUGGAAUAUGACGUUAGCGGACAACUUUUGGCCAUACCUCUUCAAAGUAAAGGGUUCUUCAAAGGAAACUUUUCUGAUAUUCAAUUCCAUGUUAAAGGAGCGUUGGACACCUACAAACGAAACGGUGAUGAAUAUUUCAAAGUGAAAAAAGUCAGCUCGAAAAUCGUGGUAGGAGACGGUUGGAUUAAACUAACUUCCAAAAAUCCCGAACUUCAAUUUGGAGCCGAUAUGAUCUCGGACUUUUUCAACGAAAAUCCCAGACAAGUGAUGGACACCAUUAAUCCUAUUUUUAUUGAUACUUCGAAUGAAUUGUUCAGGGUUGUAGCUGAUCAAAUUUUGGCUAAUUUGAAGGUUUCCGAAUGGUUACCAGCCUAAAUUUGGUUAUUUGUUGAUUAUAUUCUAGUAACUUUUUUUAUACGUUUAAUAAAUAGUAUAUUGUUGUAUUAGGAGUAGAAGCUUCACUUUUGCGCUGAAGCACUAGGUUUGCGAGCCGAACGUAGUGAGGCUUGCAAUACUGCUGAAGCACAAAAAAGUGCUUCUACUCCGUAUGCAACACGCUAUUUUUUCUCCAAACGAAUGGGGUAAGCUCGGGGGCAAGUGGAUGGUUGAACGGCAGUAAAAGUACGAGCGGCACUAAAAGUACUUUUGCUGCCGCUGGGGUUGCCAAGCAGCAUAGAAAUCAAAUUUCUACCACCUCGACAGGUGUUAACCCGCUGGAUUUGCCUAGCAGCAUAGAAAUUAAGUUUCUGACAUCUUGACAGGGGUUAACACAGUGACGCUUUUUUGACGUUUGGAGAAAAACAAAAUUAUUUUGCUUUUCUAAAGUAUUUCAGGGCCUGUGAUAGAUUGUUUUCAAAAUUUUAUAUGCAUUUCUAGUGUAUUUAUAAAUAAAUUAGUUAUCAAAUUUA
This is a messenger RNA of Ceutorhynchus assimilis (cabbage seed weevil), 1327 nucleotides long. Lineage: Eukaryota; Metazoa; Arthropoda; Insecta; Coleoptera; Curculionidae. The record is from the annotation of a GenBank genome assembly.